GUAACCCACCCACUUUUUCAGUAGUAUCUCAAUAGCAAGUAAACUAGAAGAGAGCUUAGAGCAACUAACACGGACACGAACCAGUACCUCACUUUGCUUCUUCAUCUAGGAGUUGCGUCGGCCACAAACAACAAAAACAACGAAACAGAAUUCAAAUCAACGAGCGAUUUCUACCGGAAGAAGCACUUGAAUGCCUUAAACCUUGCACUUGCGAGCUCUAUUGCUGAUAUUCUUGAGCUGGAAACGAAAGAAGAUAUGUACGAUAAAGGGGAAGAAAUCCUCCUCGAGUUUUUGCACGCCCUUUCAGAGACACGGAUGGCUGCGUUGAUUGCUUGGGCAGCAUCCCGAAAAAACAACAGGAUACUGGAGCUGCAAUUACAAGGAAAUGUCGUGGAAUCCCUGUAUGAAGAAUUCAAAACAAUUUCCCCUGAGGUUGCAACGACUCAGGAGGAUAAGCUCGACGCCGGAAGGAGUGAUGUUACAAUUACGACGGAGAAAUGCAUGCUGGUACUAGAGCUCAAAAAGAAGGACAACGCCACGGGGCCUACAGCCCAUGAAUGGGAAGCGUAUCAUGCUCAACUAAGGAAAUACGUCGAGGAACAUAGAAGCAGGACCGAUCCCAGCAAGUGGGUGGCUGGAUUUGUUCUUGUUAUGUACAACGGAGGGAAAAACUACUCUGUUAAAAAGUUAGCCGAUGAUGCGUGAGCCGUCUAUUAUACAUCUUUUCUGGUGGCAUUUGUUAUGCUUAUUAUGAGUUACUAGCUAGUACUUGCACUGUGUACCGGUACGGCGUCCUGGCCUACCCAAUUUUGACAAAGGAGGUUGUGCUUGUGUGCUUUCGUUCUAUCCAUUUCUCGUUGUCUUCCAUUGAAGACCCUAGUGGUGUGUACUGGGGCCGCUCAACAAGCAGCAAAUCCUUGUCCUCCUUGACAAAGUCGAUGUGACUGUGAGCCAGCGGCCACCACGUCUCAAAGCUUUCCCUCGCGGCUUGUUGCUGCACCUCCGUCUCCAAGUUCAAGACAGCUUCCUCAAACUGGCUUCGGACACUCUCCAAUUCUUUUUGAAGCAAGGUCGGUGUCAUUUCAUGUCCAAACAAAUGGGCAAAUGCUCUGUAGGUGUUGAAUGACUCCUCUGCAACAUCUUCUUCGUAAUCUCUGGCGUCCAUUGCGAGUGCCAUUACCUUAAAGAUAGCGUCGAGCGUUGUGUGCAAGCCGUGGUUUCUUUCAAACUCGGAAUACAUUCCAAUCCAAGACACCAUUGUAGUAAUCAGGAUUCGAAUGUCGUUGGAGCGGUACAUCAAAAUCUUCCGAACGGUUGCCAAGUCUACGACCUGUUCACUGUGGAGGAUCGAUGUCUCCAGUUGAAAGUAGGUGGGGAUUGAACUCUCGAAGAAUCGGUUUUGUGUGGACACUACCAACCAAGUCUUCUAACCUGGAGUUGAACUCAUGCAACAAAUCACUGCGAGUUGAAACCGAAACCGUGUCAGGAUAGCUGUUGGCACAAGUAGUGUGCGAUCGUGGACAUAUGCCGUACGGUGCCUCAACGACUUAUCCGAUGUCCCAAGGAACGUGAAACCUCUGGCCUUCUUCAACAACCUUAUCCAUGAGAUAUAUGAUCCUUUCCAUGUCUUCGAGUGGCUGUUGCAAUGCGAUGACGCUGUCCAUUUCGCUUGGACGAACACUGAUUGGAAAAGAGCUUGAAGGCGUCUUCGGUGAUCUCGGCUGUCUUUCCAAUGGACCUUUUCAUCAACUUGUCCGUCAGGAAGGAUGCAUCAACUGAUUCUUUUCUGCCGUCGCAAUCGUUCAAGUCUCAGUCGGGACAAAUGGGUUUGGUUGUCUUUUGGGGGGUGAAAACCAUCAUGGUGUGGCCGCGAGUACCAACGCAGUUGUUUUCGUGUCCUCUAGCGAUCGAACCAGAGGAAACAUGAAUGCCCGAAUUUCGCUUGCCUGGGUCCAGACCAGAGACACUGGGCAAGCCGCUGUUUGACUUGACGGCUCGUCGCAACUUUUAAGAAUUGCACCUUUCAAGGGUAACUCUAUCAAACCAAUGACCCUGAAACACUGCGCCUCAACACAGGAUGGAUGCCAGUUUGCAUUACUUUAUCCAAAGAACGCAAAAGCGGAGCAAAAGUGCAUGGAAUCAUUUGCCCCCAGUUCUUGGCUUUUUCACCACAUCAUCUCUGAAAAUGUAUCUAGUUCCCUGCUGGAGCCCUACUAGACCCAUAGAUGACUCCAUUUUGUGGGAAACUGGCCAUACGUGUACUCCGUUGGGCCAUUGGGGGGUUGGCCUCGAGCUACUAGUGGCAGUGCAGAAGAAAAGGUGCAGGUCUGUUUGCAAUCUUCGUUAUGAAAGAAUUUGCGCGGCUCUACCCAAGGUGAAGUCUACUCCAGAGCAGCUCUAGAUUGUAUCAUAUGCAUCCAUUAUAGUUUACAGAUACGCUACAAACCCUGUUCUUGAUGUUUGUGGGUGCAUUGCGGUAUGGGUGGUAUGUCGUCCGCCCCAGCUUCCUCGUCUCGGAGCUUUUUGUUGGCCCCCCUCGCACUGUUGUGCGCUGGCGUCUUGACGAUCAAGGUGAGAUCGUUCGUUGCCCGUCCAGCAAUCCAUCGUUUGUGGACGUGUGGUCAUCAUCGUCCUCAAAAUUCAGGUGACAACUACUGCUGAUGUGGGUAGUGGCUGUAUUGGUCGAAGAAUGGAAAUGCUUGCACAGAAGAUCAGGGUUGCUCUCGUUUGCAAACUCUGUAAUGUUGUCCUCGUUGCCAUCCAAGCAGAAGCUUGAUUUGCUCUCAUGCAAUCCCUGCAACGAUUCCUUCUUCCCACAUUUUAGAGACAUCAUGGUUUGGAACUCGUCAAAACAGAUCUCGCCAUCGCCAUUGCCAUCCACCUGGGCAAGGAUUGCAUUGAUUGCCUCUUCAUCGAUCACUUCAUUGCCUUCGCACGCCCCAAAGAUUUGCUUGAGCUCAUUUUCUGAGAUGCUGCCCGAUCUGUCAAUGUCAAACUCAUCAAAAGCUGCCCGCAAUCGCUUCUCUUGGAGACCGUCUGUUUGCAUCAGACAGACGCAGACAAAUUCCGAGUAGGAAAUAGCUCCAGAGUGACUAAAGUUGACUUUUUCAAACAGAUCAUCAACCUCCACCUCGGAAAGUUUCUUCUUGUAAAAGUCAGCAAAUCCUUUUUGGACUUCAUCCUUUGUUAGUUGACCGCUGCAGUCAGCAUCCAGCACCCGAAAGAUUUCAUCGAUCUCAGCUCGUGCUUCCUUGGACAUGAGCUGGCUGGACAACAAAGCAUAAGUGGCUUGCUUGAGUUUGGAGUUGGCUUCAAAAGACUCCAUUCCUUGCAAGGCUUCUUCAAUGCUGCUCCUUCGCCGGGCAUCAGAGAAAGCCGCCUGCUUGGAGGCUUCUCGCCCUUUAACAAGCCAUGGGUGCUUUAGAGCCUCCGACGCAGAGGGCCGUUGACCUUCGUCAUAGGUCAAAAGACAUUCAAUGAAAUCCUUAGCUUCCUCUGAAAUGCCAUCCCAAACCUCAUCAUAGAAAUCAAAGGAACCUUCAUGGAUCAUGUCCAUCAUUUCUUCUGUGGUGUCUCCAUCAAAUGGAGCAUAUCCAGACAGAGCAACAUAGGCAACAACACCACAGCUCCAAAUAUCAGCCUUGUUGGUAUAGUCGCCCUCUAGAACCUGAGGGGAUAUGUAGUAGGGAGAACCAAAGACAUCAGUCAUAGGCCCAUCAUUCGGAUUGUGGUGAGUUGCCAAUCCAAAGUCAAUAAGCUUGAUGUCCUCCCAUUUUCCAUUGUCGCACAACAAGAUAUUUUCAGGCUUGAGGUCACGGUGGCAGAUGCCAUGCUGGUGACAGUAAGUUAUACAAGACAGCAAGUGGUUCAUCAAGGCUGCGGCAUCUUCUUCCA
Seminavis robusta is the source of this 3894-nucleotide messenger RNA. The record is from the annotation of a GenBank genome assembly. NCBI's taxonomy places the organism in Eukaryota, Bacillariophyta, Bacillariophyceae, Naviculales, Naviculaceae.